Messenger RNA from Ambispora gerdemannii, 1488 nucleotides. Lineage: Eukaryota; Fungi; Glomeromycota; Glomeromycetes; Archaeosporales; Ambisporaceae. The record is from the annotation of a GenBank genome assembly.
AUGUACUCCACAUCAAAAUUACGGCGCUGGGCAUUAAUAGGGCUUGUAUGUUUACUGUUUCUCAUAAAUAUAUUAGCGGGACGAACGGAAGCAGCAGGCUCAACCUGUGUGGUCUGUGGCGCACCACCACCAUGUCCACAAUGCUCGCAAGGAAAAAUAUGUGUUCUCGAUUUACAAACAUGUACAUCAUGUCCGACACCGCGAUGCGGUGACAUAAAAGUCGGCGUCAGCAAUAAUUCCUUUGAUAAAAGCAACGAAAAUAGCGGUUCGAAUAGCAACGCCAAAUUAAUUCCUGCAGUGAUUGGCGGAUUGCUUGGUGCGGGAUUGUUGGCUGCGGCCGUGUUCGGUUACAUGCGGUAUAAACGUCGAAGAGAUCGUGGCUUAUUUUUUUCGUCGACUUGCGAAAAACUUGAUGGUUCCUCUGAUAGCGAGAACGUGAUACCGAUCGCGUAUAUUCCACCUGUUACGCCAACCACGCCAACAACACCUCGACCUGAACCUGCUCACGCACGAAGUCGCCUCUCGUAUCUGAGUGUGGGAACAACACCGCUGGUCACCCCUCUGGCAAGUCCACUACCACGCACCUACUCCAACGAAAAAAUGGUUAGUCUAUCGGAAGACGAUGAUGCAUUUUCAGAAGUUGGCACAGUAUUACAAGCCACAAAAGCCACGCCGGCUAGCGGGACUACUGUUGUUACGGCCACACGUGCAAAACCCGCACUUGUUCGUCUUAAUACUGUGAAAUCUAAUAGUCAUUCUGAAUUGAGAUCACAGGCUGGAAAUCACUUGGCGUCUACACCGGCCACACCAAAAACAGGAAACACUUUAUUGAGUGUGCAUUCGUCGAAUAAGUCAUCAGCACCUAGUAGUCCGACCACUUUUCAUUCGAUUUCGAUUAAUGGUAAUGACGACGAGGACGACCUUCUUGGUGAUGAAUAUUUUGACAAUAAUGACGAUGACACAAUAACUAUGUCAAGAAAUUCAACAAUACUGCUACCGCAAAUCGAUGUCGAACGAUCUUCACUAGAAUCGUCGAAUACUGUAUCUCGUACAAUUAAUAACAACCACUCCGAAAACACCAUCUCUUCGAAUCUAGUUUCUCCGUUCCUUGACCCAUUCGAGGGACGCCAGUCUUUUGGGCUAUUUGGUAGUGACGAAGUAGACAGUUCUGGUGGGGCGACAAUAUCAACAGCAUCAAUAGUAGGAAGCGGUGGCGGAACUUCACCACAUCUUUUAGAACGAGAGAGUAUGAUAAGUUCAGCUAGUUCGAAUCCUCGUAGCACGAUGAUGUCUGAUGAGGGAGACGGCGAAAUAAUGAUAUUCUGGGGAGGCGAAGUGCCAAAUUUUCUUGAGAAUGAUCCCUCUAUUAGAAACAGUGAUAAUAAUAUGAUGAGAUCAAAUGUAGUGUCGUCGACGUCGUCAUCAUCACAAUCCUCAUCAAAUAAUGCGUCGAAAGAUCCUGGAACAAUGACAACAGGAAUAAAGUAG